UCAUCUCUUCACUGCUAAAAAUCUGAUCUUUAUUUCUUCAGCCUCCAAUCUCGCAUCACUCAAAGUUCAAUUUUUUCUCAAUCAUACUCGAAAUCAAGCCCAACCCAUUUUCCAGUUUCGUUUCUUGAACAAAUACCAUUUGUCUUUCUUCCUGAAAAAAUAAGAGAUUUCUUUCUUAGAAAAUGGCUGCAAAGACAACAACUAAAGACAUAAUUACAAUUCGAGGCUCUGCGGCGAUCGUCAGCGAGUUCUUCGGCUAUGCUGCAAACAGCAUUCUGUAUAAUCGGGGAGUUUAUCCUGAAGAGAGUUUUGUAAAAGUGAAGAAAUAUGGGCUCCCUAUGCUGCUUACCGAAGACGAGGGUGUCAAAUCAUUCAUUUCCAACCUAAACGCACAGCUUUCAGAGUGGUUGGAAGCUGGCCAGUUACAAAGAUUAGUUCUUGUGAUAAUGAGCAAGUCUACAAAUGAAGUUUUGGAGAGGUGGAACUUCAGCAUUGAGACCGAUGGCGAGGUUGUUGAGAAAGGGGUGUCAAGGGAAAAAAGUGACAAAGAAAUUAUGAGGGAGAUUCAAGCAAUCAUGAGACAGAUUGCUUCUAGUAUUACUUACUUGCCAUGCCUUGACGAGCCCUGUGUGUUUGAUGUUCUAGCAUAUACAGAUAAAGAUGUUGCAGUACCAUUCACUUGGAUUGAAAGUGAUCCCAAACUGAUUGCUAAUCCCCAGAUGGUGAAAUUGCAUUCUUUUGAUACAAAGAUUCACAAGGUCAACACUCUAGUAUCAUACAAGAAUGAUGAAUGGGAUGAGGAGUAGUGAGUAGAGAAUAAUAAGACAAGACCUCCCUAAAUGGUGUUUUCUCUAUGUCUUUCCUUUGAAUUUGAGGGAGUGUGAGAGUUGUGAAUCUUUUAUUCACAUUUUGUAUCCAGAGUGGGCGUUGUACCAAUGUCUUGUAUUCGUUUUUUGUGUCGUUUUUAAUGAAGAAGUUGCUUCUUUCGUCAA
This is a messenger RNA of Humulus lupulus (European hop), 992 nucleotides long. Its product is annotated as mitotic spindle checkpoint protein MAD2. The coding region runs from base 183 to 806 and encodes 207 amino acids. The transcript has 7 exons. Gene Ontology annotation, biological process: mitotic spindle assembly checkpoint signaling. Gene Ontology annotation, cellular component: cytoplasm; kinetochore; nucleoplasm. Lineage: Eukaryota; Viridiplantae; Streptophyta; Magnoliopsida; Rosales; Cannabaceae. The record is from RefSeq and is a predicted model, not a curated record.